Molecule: messenger RNA, 1078 nt
Organism: Phymastichus coffea
Lineage: Eukaryota; Metazoa; Arthropoda; Insecta; Hymenoptera; Eulophidae
Exons: 6
Coding region: 479-967 (162 amino acids)
Cellular component (GO): cytosol
Molecular function (GO): aldose reductase (NADPH) activity
Source: RefSeq, a predicted model, not a curated record
UCGACUUACGACCUUCUCACUCAAGUGUACCAAAGUCCAAGACUCAACUCUCUCUUUCUCUUGAACAGCGCUACCACCUAACCUACUUUUCCGAUCCCAAUAACUUGAUUCCCUCACUAUAAGUAAACAUACAAAAUUUGUACGCUACUCAUAAGAAAAUCGUACAAGACUAUGUAUAAAUUACAAAAUUUGUACGCUCGGCGUGGGUUGGCUGUCAUGAAAUCCUUUAAAAAAAUUGGUGUGGCAUCGAAUUCCAGCUAGGUACAAAAAUACGAAAUUUAACAUCGACGAGGGUUCUCUUCGACUUGCAUUAUUAAUGCUGAUUUUAUUGACAAUAAAGGGAUUUUGUAAGAAUUCUGGACAAGUAAUUGAAAUAAUUAAAGUCUUUCAUAUCUGCUCAGUGAAUAUAAUAUGUCACUUGUUAGAUUGAAUUGGAACAUACCAAAUAAAAAGUAAAGAUUUACAAAAUUAUUGAUGAAUGUUUGGAGAUACUGCUACUGUAUACAGAAAUGAAGAAGAUAUUGAUUCAGCACUGAAUGAUUUGCUACCCAAAUAUAAUUCAAAGAGAGAAGAUAUAUUCUUAACUAGCAAACUUGAUUCACAAAGGGUUCGCCAAACUAUACAAAAUUCUUUGGAAGGUAAACUUUUGAAAUGUUUGACUGAUGAUCCUACAUUGAGAAUAACUAUUUGGUAUACUUUGAUUGAGCUGAAAAAAGAAUGCUUCUUGGGAUCAAUUGGUGUUUCUAAUUAUACAGUUAAUCAUUUAAAAUAUUUGAUUACAAAUGGCAAUGGUGUAAAACUAAAUGUUAACCAGGUUGAUUUUGAAACCUCGUGUUAUUGUAUUUUUAAAUAUGCAUUAUAUUCUUUAUACUGUUUGGUAGGUUCAGUGUCAUCUUCAUUGCGAAUAAGAGGAUCUUAUAGAAUACUGUGCAAAGCAAGGAAUUAUACCAAAAGUAGUGAAUUCUAAUCAUAUCAAAGAAAAUAUUAAGCUAGAUUUUAAAAUCAAUGUAAAUUAAAUGGAAUGAUUAUCAAGUUUACCUCAUGUAAAGUACUCUUGGAAUCCAAAUAACGUUAAUUA